ACCGGAAGUAGAGAAAUUGACUGCGAAACGGGACAAUGUCAGUGCUAGAAAGGAUGGCAGAGUAUCUGUGUAACGAUCCUUGGACAAUGGAGGACUAGCAAACACUGCAGAAAUAGCUGGAACCUAUUAAAGACAUUGUAUUUAAUUAAAUCAUAACUACCUGUUGAUCGCCAACUGACCCAAGGAAUAAAAUAAAAAUCAGCUCCAGGAAAAAGGAUACUGUCUUGUGUGUCUCCAUUAGUAAGCAUCAUGUGUAGACAACCCUCAGGUUAUUGAAAUUAAAACAGUGAAAAACCAAUCACACUUCAUUAGACUCCCCGCCAUACAGCAAAUAAAUCUAAUCUGUGAUAGUGUAGGCAGUCAUAUUACUGGAUAUUUAUUUCAUCUGAACCAGCCAGGGGAAGGAGAGCCCUGUGACAAUUAAUAUGGACAACCAGCAGCAGCCGGUCAGGGACCAGGGACUCAUUUCUGUCGCCUCACAUGUGCUGGAUGAUUCCGAUAUCAGAAAUCAUCGAUCAACUGAUGCAGUAUAUAUAGGAUUACACGUGCCAAAAAGAAAACAUCGACAUAAACGCCACAAACACCGAAAGGUAGAAGGGGACAAAACCCAGAGCAGUCAGCCAGAGGUCUUCAAAGAUGUUGCCAACCCUGCCCAGCGGGUUCAGUUCUUGUUGGGGGAGGAAGAGGAUGAAGAACACAAAGCCCACGAUUUGUUCUGUGAAAUGGAGGAACUCUUCUAUAAUGGAGAUCAAAUGGAGUGGAAGGAAUCUGCUAGGUGGAUAAAGUUUGAAGAGGAUGUGGAGGAGGGGGGAGAGAGGUGGUCCAAGCCCCAUGUAGCCACCCUGUCUCUCCACUCUCUGUUUGAACUCCGCUGUAACAUCCUCAAUGGAACCGUCAUGUUUGAUAUAGAACCCUACGACCUGCCAUCUCUUGUCGAGUUGGUGGUAGACACAAUGGUUGCCAGUAAACAACUGGAGGAAAACCUGAAGGAACAGUUUGUAGACACCAUGUUGAUCCGACAUCGCCACCAGAACCAGAAAAAGCCACAGAGGUCGGAAGAGAACGGAGGAAGCAAACUUCAUCUGCCCUUAAUUCGAUCUUUUGCUGAAAUUGGCAGGAAGAGUUCAGUCCCUUCCUUCCAUAAACAUGCUGAAGAUCCAUCAAACCCAGCGCAGAUACUGAAGAACAAGUUCAAAAGCGCCAAAAGUUCUCCCAACUUCCACGCUCCAGAAAAACAAGACAGUGGACCAUUAGAGCACCAUCCAACUUACUCGGGGAGUUUAACGGCCAAUCAGAGUAGCAGCGAUUUGUUAACCCGAGACUCCUCUCACAAGGACUUGAGUCAUAUGAGCAAUCAUAGUCUGCACUUUAUGAAGAAGAUCCCCCCUGGGGCUGAGGCCGCUAACAUUCUGGUGGGAGAGGUGGAGUUCCUGAACCAUCCUGUGGUGGCCUUUGUCCGGCUCCUCCAUUCCAUCAUCCUGAGAGACUUGACCGAGGUUCCCGUGCCCACCAAGUUUGUGUUUAUAUUGCUGGGACCUAUGGGGGGCCAGAGCAAGUACCAUGAAAUAGGACGGUCUAUAGCUACACUGAUGUCAGACGAGGUGUUCCAUGACGUGGCGUACCAUGCCCGGAACAGAGACGACUUGUUGGCUGGAAUUGACGAGUUCCUGGAUCAGGUCACAGUUCUCCCCCCUGGAGAGUGGGACCCCAGUAUCAGGAUUGAGCCCCCCAAACAGAUCCCCUCCCAGGAGAGCCGGAGGAACAACUGUUAUACGCCCCCCGCCAAGACGGAGGGGGGAGACCCAGAGGAGGUGGAGAUAGAGAUGGAUCAUGUCGACUCCUCUCUUGUUAGGACUGGCAGGUUGUGUGGAGGCAUUGUAAAUGACAUUAAGAGGAAGCUUCCCUUUUAUGCCAGUGACUUUAAGGAUGCUCUACAUGUUCAGUGUCUAGCCUCCUUUAUCUUUUUAUACUUUGCUUGUCUGACUCCUGUUAUUACCUUUGGAGGUCUCCUAAAUGAUGCCACAGAUGGUAACAUGGCUGUGUUUGAGAGUAUAUUGGCAGCAGCUAUCUGUGGGAUAUUUUAUGCAUUAUUAUCUGGUCAGCCACUCACCAUUCUAGGAAGUACUGGACCGGUUCUUGUGUUUGAAACCAUCCUACACCAUUUCUGCAAAGACAAUGGUUGGGAUUAUCUUGAGUUCAGGUUAUGGGUUGGGUUGUGGACAGGUAUUCUCCUCAUCAUCAUGGUGAUUCUGGAUUUGUCCGCUUGGGUACAGUACAUCACUCGCUUCACCGAGGAAAGUUUUGCACUUCUUAUCUCCCUUAUCUUUAUCAAGGAGGCCUUUGCCAAGCUAGCCAAAGUGACAUUAACCCAUCCGAUCCAUUUUCCCAUAGAAACUCGGCCUGGAUGGUGUCAGGGAAGAUGUAACCCCCCUCUGUUGGAGGAGAUAUCUAACGACACGCUAACUAACGUCACCAUGGCCAGUAAUACAGUGCCAGUUAGUACGACAACGAUAUCAACACUCAGUAAUACAACAGACAACACCACUAGCUCGUUUGAUAUGACUGCCUUCUGGGCCAACAAGACCCUGGAGGAGUGUGUGUUAAGUGGGGGACACUGGGAUAAAACCUAUGAUUGUCAUAGCGACACCGAGCCAGAAGUCUUCUUUCUCUCUGUGAUUCUAUUUACAGGAACAUUUCUCAUCUCUAUGACUCUUAAGAGAAUGCGUACCAGUAAAUUUUUCCCUACACAAAUCAGAGGUAUAAUAAAUGACUUUGCUGUGAUGAUUGCUAUUGUGAUGAUGGUUUUGAUCGACUUUCUCUUGGGUAUACCCACACCAAAACUACAUGUUCCUCAGGAAUUCAGGCCCACAAGUGAUAAAAGAACCUGGGUGGUGAAUCCCAUAGAUAAGAAUCCGUGGUAUCUACCUAUAGCUGCCGUUAUCCCCGCGCUACUAGCUACAAUCCUGAUCUUCAUGGAUCAACAGAUCACAGCUGUUAUCGUUAACAGGAAGGAGAAUAAAUUGGUGAAAGGUAAAGGCUACCACUUGGACCUGUUUAUAGUGGCGUGUCUGAUCAUCAUUUGUUCUUUCCUGGGUCUGCCAUUCUUUGUGGCAGCCACAGUCUUGUCUAUUACCCAUGUUAUGAGUCUGAAGAAAGAAUCAAAAUGUGCUGCCCCGGGAGAGGCUCCGAAGUUUCUGGGUGUCAGAGAGCAGAGGGUUACUGGUUUUAUGAUCAACUUGAUGAUUGGUAUCUCCAUUUUACUGACAGGGAUUCUAAAGCACAUCCCGAUGCCUGUGUUAUACGGAGUAUUCCUGUAUAUGGGUGUGUCCUCGCUCCGCGGAAUGCAGAUCGUGAAUCGGAUUCUGAUCUGGUUCAUGCCCCAGAAGUACCAGCCCGACUAUAUGUACCUCCGACACGUUCCUACCAAGAGAGUCCACCUCUUCACUGCUAUACAAGUCAUGUGCCUAGUGAUUCUGUGGAUUGUUAAAAGCAUUAAAGACACUUCUAUUGUAUUUCCUUUAAUGGUGUUGGCUAUGUGCUUUGUAAGGAAGGGACUGGACUGGGUUUUUACUCAGGAUGAGUUAAGGUGGCUGGAUGAUAUCAUGCCAGAAAUUCACAACAGAAACAAGGAGGACGAAGAUAAAGAACUGAAGGACCAGGAAGAGAAGGAGAAAGAGAUGGCUUCCCUGCCUAACGGUUCCUCCUCCUCUAACUCCCUCCAUAUGAAUGUGGUCAAAGUGGGGAUCAACACACCGGACAGUGACUUGUGUAUAUCUGACGAGGUGACCAAAACCAGUCUCUGGAAAUCUAUAGUCGCCAACGAGUCGUCCCCCUCCCUAGCCAGCAACAAUAGUGUGACAAAACAUAGGAAGCAUAAAAGCAGUAAAAACAAGUCCUCAGGUCAAGGGGUGUCUUUCUACAUUGAUGAGGAGGAGAAGGAGCACCUGUUAUCAAACAACAAGGCACCUGAAAUUGUGGUGGAUCCACCCAGCCGAGAUCACAGUGAUAAUGAAGAGAAGGAUAGUAAAAUGUGAUAAAGUGUAGCACUCUAACAAAAAUAUGUGAUGUCAUUUUGUUAAAGAUUGCUGUAUGCUAUUUAUUAAUAUGUACAAUGUACAAUAUUUUUAGGUUUGGAUCUUGUUGAAUUGCAUUUAUAUAUUUUUGAAUGAAUGAAGUUGAGAGCCUAUCAGUGUAAAAAAAUCAUCUCUUAUGUUUGUGGGGUAUAUGAUUUGUGCAAUGUCAGGAAUGGUAUGAGAGAGACCUGUUUCAAAUCAGUGAAGAAUUAUCCAAAUUCAGUUAACAUUUCUAUUCAAUAACAUGAUUAAGGAUUGUUCAUUAUAAGUUUAUCAGCAUUUGUUUUUCAUCAAUGUGCAGGGAUUAUGUUCUACAAGCAACUUUUACUUUUUUAUUCAAUAUUUUGAAAAAUCAUCGAUACAGUGCUAACCAACUUGUAUAAUUUGUUUUAUAUACAUCCAGUUAACCUUCAGAAAUCAAUUGUGUCCAAAUAAAAAUUUUUAGAUAGGCAGCAUCGCAUAAAGUAAAUUGGAAAUUGGCUAGAAUAUGUAAGACGUAAAAUAUCUGCAGUGCUAAAGGAAUCAAUGUAAUACAACUGUACGCUAUUAGGGAUUCAAAUACAUGUAUUAUAGUAUAUUUCAUGUUGUGAUAUUGGUCCUGUAGAUAUUGUAUCCAAACCCAUUCCUGUUUUUCAUUUGUUUGUUUUUAGCUUUUUUUUCAUUUUUUUAUUGGAAAUUUAUGUCUCACCUUCUGUAGCUUUAUUCAUCCAUCCCAGUGCACAAUAUUUUUAAAUAUGAUUUUCAGCUUUGAAAUCCGUAUCUUUAUAGAUAUUUUUAUAGAUUUCUUUAAUUUUCUAUGUAUAUUUAGAAUAUUGAUUUUUUUUUGUUGCAUUUUUCCUCCCUUAUUCCUUCAGUAUUUGAUAAGAAGAAAAAAAUAUUUUUUUUGGUACAUGCCUUUUAUGAAAGGUUGUAUGGACUGGAUCUAGCAAUGGAAAUCUGUCUGAAGCCCUUUAGUGCAAAUUUUUAUGUUGAUAUGUGGAUGGUGUGUGUAUUAAAUGUUAUUUAGAGGGCUUUUCUUGGGCUAUGUAACUCAAAAAAUUCACAACUUCAUGCAAUAUUCCUUUCUUUGAAGAAAUUCUUUCUUCCUGCUUGAAAAGUGAUAAAAUCUGUUAUUAAUCAUUUACACAAAAUUAAUAUAUGACCUUGAGAAGAUUCUGUAUGUAUGUCAAAAGAUUUUUCACC
Molecule: messenger RNA, 5255 nt
Organism: Saccostrea cuccullata (small rock oyster)
Lineage: Eukaryota; Metazoa; Mollusca; Bivalvia; Ostreida; Ostreidae
Product: sodium bicarbonate cotransporter 3-like
Exons: 21
Coding region: 426-4034 (1202 amino acids)
Biological process (GO): transmembrane transport; bicarbonate transport; regulation of intracellular pH
Cellular component (GO): plasma membrane
Molecular function (GO): monoatomic anion transmembrane transporter activity; solute:inorganic anion antiporter activity; sodium:bicarbonate symporter activity
Source: RefSeq, a predicted model, not a curated record